GAAUUUAAUAUCAGAGCUCAAACCCAUUUUCCCUAUUUUGCAAUCAUCUUGUGCUUUAACUAAAUUGUCUGCCCGUCUCAUAGUGUAAUGGAGAUGAACAAACCAUUUCUUGUAGUUUUGUUCAUACAAUCCAUUUAUGCUGGCUAUUUCUUGCUUUCAAAGGUUGCUUUUGAUGUUGGCUUGAACCCAUAUGUUUUUGUCUUCUACAGACAAGCUGCUGCAACUGUUUUCUUAGCUCCGACUGCUCUGUUUUUCCAAUGGAAAACUGCUCCUCCAUUGUCAUUCACCAUUUUCAUCAAGAUUUUCUUGCUCUCCCUUUGCGGGAUAACUAUGAGCUUGGAUAUUUUUGGUGUUGCUUUGACAUAUACAACGGCAUCUUUGGCCGCUGCUACAAUUAACACACUUCCAGUUAUUACUUUCUUCCUUGCAAUUUUAUUCAGGAUGGAGAAAGUGAAGCUGAGGACCAGCCCAGGAUUUAUGAAAGUUUCAGGAGUUGCACUUUGUUUGGCAGGAGCAACAACCAUUGCCUUGUACCGGGGCCCUUUCUUGAAACUUUUGUUACAUCAUCACCUAAUUAAAAGCCACCACCAACAACUUGAAGGCCAUUCUAUUCCUUCUACUUUAACAUGGAUUAAGGGCGUCUCACUCAUGCUGCUUUCCAACUUAAGUUGGGCGCUGUGGCUUGUAUUACAGGGCCAUGUACUGAAAAGUUACCCUUCAAAGUUCCUCCUAACAACCCUACAAUGCUUUUCGAGCACCAUACAAUCAUUCUUUGUUGCUGUUGCUUUUGUAAGAGACCCGAAUGAAUGGAAACUUGGAUGGGAUGUAAAACUCAUAUCAAUAGCCUACUGUGGAAUAGUGGUGACUGGUAUUACAUUUUAUUUGCAAACGUGGGUCGUAGAGAAGAAGGGUCCUGUCUACCUCGCCAUGACAACUCCAUUGAUUCUGAUAUUUACAACUGCUGCAUCCACAUUCCUCUUUGGGGAGAUAAUUAGUCUUGGAAGUGUCUUGGGAACACUUUUUCUAGUUGGAGGACUUUAUUGUGUGCUAUGGGGAAAGACCAAAGAGGAAGAAAGGGAGAAGGGAAUUUGUGCUGCAAUAAUUGAUGCUGAGAAAGCCAAUGGUGGAAUAAAGGAAGAGAUCACAACAUAAUUAUAUAUACACAACUACCACAUAUCUGCAUUUGAGUGGGGUAGUUUAAAAUUCUUGUUUUGCCUCUUCAGGCAUGGCAUAUGCUUCUCGAUUAACGGCAUGCGAUUCAUAGUAGUAGUAGGAUCUAGGUAUAGGAUCCACACUUUUUCCCCACCUCGUGUAAAGUUAAGUUCUAUGCUAAAUUGGCUAUUAAUAUAUAUCAAUUUACGUUUUGUCUA
This is a messenger RNA of Olea europaea var. sylvestris, 1370 nucleotides long. RefSeq names its product WAT1-related protein At5g64700-like. The transcript is spliced from 7 exons. The record is from RefSeq and is a predicted model, not a curated record. Gene Ontology annotation, molecular function: transmembrane transporter activity. Bases 88 to 1152 code for a protein of 354 amino acids. Lineage: Eukaryota; Viridiplantae; Streptophyta; Magnoliopsida; Lamiales; Oleaceae. Gene Ontology annotation, cellular component: plasma membrane.